GAGAUUAUCAGGUGAUGACAUAAGUGGGCUGAAAGAGAAAAGAGUCUUAAGAUUUGUCAUGACCUUCUGGAAAAAAAGAACACCAAUGGAGGUUUCAUUUUAAAAUCUCAGUUAAUUAGCUGGCUUCUGCAAUGUACUAAGAUUGACCUGAGUCCCACUGUAAUCUGAAUCUGUGAAAACCUGAAAACUAAUGCAAGUCCUGCUAUUCUGUUUUAAAACUAGCUCCAAGACAUAAGAAAGAAUGAAAUAGAAUGACUGGAAUUGAUAAUAUUUAAACUAAUAUAGUAUGGAACAUUAAGGUGAAGUCUUAUUUUAUUGUCAGUACAUUUUUUAGCUAGGGAAGGUUACUCAAUGGAGUUAAGAUUUACAUUAUAGUUAAUUAUAAAAGUCCUGCAGUUGAUAAACCUUUAGCUUUUAGCUAAUUGAAACAAUUUAAGGAGAGGCAGUGCAUGGAACAAAUUUACUUACGGCAGCAUGCAGAAUUCUCAUUGCUAAUUAGCAAGAUUCAAGACAAUGCCUUUCAGACACAAAAAUACAAGACGAAUUGAAGGCCUUGAUAGCAAUGUGUGGGUUGAAUUUACAAAAGUGGCGGCAGAUCCCUCAAUUGUUAAUCUCGGUCAAGGCCUUCCUGAUAUAUCCCCUCCCAGCUAUGUCAAAGAGGAGCUGGCAAAGGCAGCAGCAGUUGACAGACUGAACCAGUACACCCGAGGCUUUGGACAUCCAUCACUGGUGAAAGUGUUGUCUCAAGUCUAUGAGAAAGUUUGUGGAAGAAAGAUUGAUCCUCUCACAGAUAUCCUGGUGACUGUGGGAGCUUAUGGAUCUCUCUUUAGUACAAUACAGGCACUAAUUGAAGAGGGUGAUGAAGUAAUAAUAAUAGAGCCGUUUUAUGACUGUUAUGAACCAAUGGUAAAGAUGGCAGGUGCAAAACCUGUUUUUAUCCCACUAAGAUGUAAAAAUGAUGGAGACUCUGCAUCUAGUGCUGAUUGGGUCUUAGAUCCUGAUGAACUUGCAAACAAAUUUAACUCCAAAACAAAAGCAAUUAUUCUGAAUACCCCACACAACCCGAUAGGCAAGGUUUUUACCCGAGAAGAACUCCAAGUGAUCGCUGAUCUCUGUAUUAAACAUGACACCCUGUGCAUCAGUGAUGAGGUGUAUGAAUGGCUGGUGUAUAAACGGAAUAAACACAUUAAAAUAGCUACGUUGCCAGGUAUGUGGGAAAGAACAGUAACUAUAGGAAGUGCUGGGAAAACAUACAGUGUAACUGGCUGGAAGCUUGGCUGGUCCAUUGGUCCUGAGCACCUGAUAAAGCAUUUGCAAGUUGUUCACCAGAAUACACUAUAUACUUGCCCAACUCCAUUACAGGAGGCUUUGGCACAAGCAUUUUGGAUAGACUAUAGGCGCAUGGAUCACCCAGACUGCUAUUUUUACUCCCUGUCUCGAGAGCUGGAAAGCAAGCGUGAUCGGAUGGCUCAGCUACUGACAGAGGCUGGACUAAAGCCUGUCAUUCCAGAUGGAGGAUACUUUAUGAUUGUUGAUGUUUCCACACUAAAUGUGGAUCUCUCUAAUGUAGAUGAGAAACAACCUUACGAUUAUAAAUUUGUCAAAUGGAUGAUAGCAUCUAAGAAGCUGUCAGCAAUUCCUCUUUCAGCAUUCUGUGGUCCUGAGACAAAGAAACAGUUUGAAAAAUACAUACGUUUUUGCUUCAUUAAGAAAGACAGCACACUAGAUGCAGCUGAAGUCAUCCUGAAGAACUGGAAUAAACAGACAGGCUGAUUUUUCUUAUUAAGUCUUCCAUAUGGUAUAACUAUCUAAUGGUAGGGUUUUUUAAAUUGGAAAUUUAGGAAAAAUUUACCUAAUAUAGUGCAGAAAUAAUAAUGACAUUGUAAAUAACUUUUUGCUGCUACCUGCUGAGGAGUUAAAACAAUGAUUUAGUGAAAUAUGUGUAAAGCAACUCAGAGGUUAUUUUCAGUCUUAAAAAUAAAUUGCUUUUCUCUUAAAGAAA
Messenger RNA from Hirundo rustica (Barn swallow), 2002 nucleotides. It is a transcript of the gene KYAT3, whose product is annotated as kynurenine aminotransferase 3. Gene Ontology annotation, biological process: biosynthetic process. Lineage: Eukaryota; Metazoa; Chordata; Aves; Passeriformes; Hirundinidae. Gene Ontology annotation, molecular function: L-kynurenine:2-oxoglutarate transaminase activity; pyridoxal phosphate binding. The coding region runs from base 514 to 1773 and encodes 419 amino acids. The record is from RefSeq and is a predicted model, not a curated record. Gene Ontology annotation, cellular component: cytoplasm; mitochondrion. The transcript has 13 exons.